GAAUAAAGUGGAGUGAAAACGUCGCGUCCCCGCAGGCAAAGCUGUUUAUAACGCAGUGCGCGGGGUCACUCAGAACACGGGUUUUCCAGCGGGACUGGCUACUGGUUUCCUCUUGCCCCCCGCCUCAUAAGCGCCGCUCCAGGCGGGGCCACUGGCGGACUCGGCGCUACUGUCACCCGGGUCGUUCCCGCUCCACCCCCGGGGCGGGACUGCGGGCGGCCGAGGCGGGGCCGGAAGCGGCGGCGGCGGCUCGGCCGAAUUCGGUGGCGCCACGUCUGGCUCGGGGCUCCCUCGGUGCCCGACAGGCGGCGGCGGCGGCGCAGCCGGACCCUCGUCUCGCCUUUCCCUCAGCGGUUGGUUCGUGGCGAGGCCUCAGCGGCAGCAGCGGCGGCAGCGGCCGGGCGCGGCGGCGGCGACAUGUCGGACCUGGGGGACUGGUUCCGGAGCAUCCCGCUGAUCACCCGCUACUGGUUCGCCGGCUCCAUCGCGGUGCCACUCGUGGGCAAGCUGGGCCUCGUCAGCCCCGUCAGCCUCUUCCUCUGGCCCGACGCCUUCAUCCACCGCUUCCAGAUCUGGCGGCCGAUAACGGCAACUUUCUUCUUCCCAGUGGGACCUGGAACAGGAUUUCUCUACUUGGUGAAUUUGUAUUUCUUGUAUCAAUAUUCAUCACGAUUAGAAACAGGUGCUUUUGAUGGAAGGCCAGCAGAUUACAUGUUCAUGCUGCUGUUUAACUGGAUCUGCAUUGUUAUAACUGGCUUGGCAAUGGACAUGCAGUUGCUGAUGAUUCCACUCAUCAUGUCAGUACUUUAUGUGUGGGCCCAGCUGAACAGAGACAUGAUUGUAUCGUUUUGGUUUGGAACAAGAUUUAAGGCCUGUUACCUCCCAUGGGUUAUUCUGGGAUUCAACUACAUCAUUGGUGGAUCAGUCAUCAAUGAGCUGAUAGGAAAUCUGGUUGGACACCUGUAUUUCUUCUUAAUGUUUAAAUAUCCAGUGGAUUUGGGAGGAAGGAAUUUUCUGUCCACACCUCAGUUCCUUUACCGCUGGCUGCCAAAUAGGAGAGGGGGAGUGUCGGGGUUUGGUGUUCCUCCUGCCAGCAUGAGAAGAGCUGCAGAAGAUCAGCAGGGUGGUGGAAGGCACAACUGGGGCCAAGGUUUCCGACUAGGUGACCAGUGAAGAACUCCUGCCCUUGGAAAACAUCAACUCUUCGGUUUUAACUGGAUGUAGAACCGACCCUUCCUGGUGCAGAGCAUGCCUAAAGAACUGAGCUCUCUGUAAUACUCUUGGAUUUAACUGAUUAGAAGGAAUGUUUCUGGUUCAAGAGAAAAUUAAAAACUCCAGAAGGAAAAAAAUGUAGAUCUUGCUCCAGGUUAGCCAGUAGUGUCCAAUUUGAUUCUGCCAUUAAAAAUAAGCCUUCUUUAUACAGUAUUGUCUGCCUGUAACAACAGGAUCCAUUGGCUGUCUUGUUCCAUCAUGUGAUGGAACAAGCUGAUGGUGUUCUAUCUCACCUGGUAUGUUAAAACUUUGCUGACCAUGGUAAAAUAAGGAUCCAGUGUGAGGCAGAUGGCUCAAACAAGCCCCUAAGUUUAGGAAGCUGACCUUUUCCAUAGCUGUGUUAAAGUCCCAGGUUCUUUGGAGACAUUAUUUUAGUGAUAUCUCUCUGCUGCAUUCAUAAAGCAAAUUGCAAAUGUUUCAUUUCUGUUAUUAAGCUAUGUUUUGAGGAGAGUUUUUAUCUUGCUGUGCAGCAUUUGUCUGAUCUGCUACAUCAUGGGCUGGGCAAGCCCAAGAACUAGAGGGCUUUUGUUUGAAAUGUCAAUAACAGAUAUUCACAGAAUUGAAAUCUCUGAACUCUUCAUAGCAUGUUACAAGGCUUGUUCUGUUAAAACUGAAAUUGUCUGGCUUUUUUUUUUUCCCCCUAAGAUCUGUGAAUUCCUGGCUUCAAGGUUUCUGUUUUGAUUGCCAAAUUGGGUAGCAUAAAUACUGCUUAAACUAGAAAAUGUAACAUAUCAUUGUGGUUAAUACAAAGGGUACUGAUUGCAGCAUUGUUUAACUGAAUCUUCAUCUUUCUCUUAAAAGCUUUAAGACAUCAAAGAAUCAAAGCUGGAAAUAAUUUUUUGCAGGGUCAAGAUACAAUAGAACAGAUUGUUUUACUGCAGGACUCUUUCAUUGUCAAAUAAGAAAUUGUGUACACUGUUUAUUAGUAGCUGUACUUUUUUUUUGUAAAAAAUUAUUACAUGGAAAAGGGAAUGAUUCUGUACAGUAGUUUCCUUGCACUGGGUUCCCAUGGGCAGAGCACAUGGCUAAGAUCCAGGAAUCUGUAAUGCCAGCUUGUUACUGACUCGCUGCAUGGACUUGAGCAAACUUCUUACUUAUCCCAGCUUUCCCAGCUGUAAGGAGGACUCGUGCAUGUCUCACAGCAUUCUUAAAGACAGCUGUCCCUGGCCUCCCUUGGAUGGAGCUGCUAGUGAGCCAGGUGAGGCUUAGGUUCACUUAAAUCCAACACUUCACAUAGGAACACAAUUACUCAAAGCUUAACCAAGACUUCUAAGUCAGAAUGUAGUUGCUCACUUUUUGUUUUAUGGUUGGAGGAAGGAGAGCAUUGUCACUAGGAUGAGUUUCAAGUCUGACCGAAUUGCCCUUUAGCACUUGUCUGUCAUUUUACUGGGUAGGUAGGGCACAGAAAGCUGUUCUGCCUCAACUUAGGUAUCUCAGGUAACUGUAAGUAGAUGAAGUCAAUCUGGGCUGAAACAUUUUUAUUACUGCUUUGUUUCAUCACAAAAGCUGGGUUUUGAAGGUGUAAAAACUUGUAAAUACUAUGUGAGGGGAAGCCAAGUGGAAAAUAAGCAGUCGGACUGACAGUUUUCAGCUGGCCUGCUUGAAAUAAAUGCAUGUUCCAUUUCUUCACUGCAACUCAAUUAUGUUGAUUUGGCUCAUGGAAAAAUGUAGAAAACUGGUAGUGUGUUUAAGUUUUAUUUUUACAGGAAGUUGGAGUUCAGCAAUCACUUGCCAUUUUUGUCUAUUCAAUGAUGAGUUUUAAAGAUGCUCUUGUGUCUUUCUGUGUAUAAAAUGGUAGGUAGAAAAGAGGAGUGCAGUGUUGUAAAUACAAAUUUAUCAUUGACCAAUGGCUGAUAUUUGAUGUGAACUUGAACAGUCUGAGAACCAUAAUUUUGAUAGGAGUCAUGGUACAGCUGGUCUUUUUAGUCAUAGUAAUAUCACUGUGCCCAAAGCAUUUGUCUUCAUUUUGAGUCAGGACCCAAUUGUUAAGUGAAGCUGAAGCCCUGGCACACUCGAAUUGUAGAGUAUCUUUGUAUGGAAGGCCUGAAGGAAGGCUUGAGUGAGUGAAAGCAUAGCAAAAGUAAUUGUCCUGGCCCAUUGCACCGUGCUGGGUUUUGCUUUUUAGUACAUCCUCCUCCUCUAAAUUAGGAGGAAAAGGUUAGCAAGGAAUAUAGACUUCUUAUAAGCCUUGAUUAGCUUUUGAGCUGCUUCAGGUCAAUUUACUUUGUUUAUGGAAAAUUCACUUUCAAAUUCCAUAUUACAAGCUCACUUUGUUACUUUCUCACUUUGUCACUUGACCUGAAGCACUGUUUGUCCUCCCACAUACAUUUGACAAUGGCAGUCUCUUGUUAAAUGAGUACCUUCUUUCUUAUUUUGUACAGAUAAUUUCCCCUUUUUGUAAUCAAUUUUUGUUGGCAAAGUUUUAAAUUAAAAUUUUAAUCUCUGUUACUGUCUCUGUUUUGUUAAAUCAUAUUUCAGCUUAAGACAAGCCUUGUGAUCUGCACAUCUCUGGGGAUUGUAUUACAGCUGCACUGUGACACCAUCUCCUGCUGUCGAUAAAAGUACUCAAGAAAAUUACCUGCUUUUGGGUGGGAGUCUUGUCUUCUCUGAUCAGUUGCAAAAUCGUAAAGGCAUUUUCUUUGCCUCUGUUUAUACCAUGAGUUUUGACAGUCUGUGUCCUUCCUGGGCUAUUUAAACACUUUACAGCUGUUUUUUGUAUGCUUGAUUAUUAAUCCUUUGUCCUCUGGGAGAAAGCGUCCUUCUACUCACCCUUAAACUUCGUGGGAUUGAUACAGAUCACAUACUUUUCCAGGGGUAAGCUUGGAAUUCUGCAAUACCCUCUCUGUCCAGACAGAUGUGCAAAGCUGCCAGAAUUCCUUUUGAGGCUCUUACCUCAACUGGUUUGGAGACAGACACAUUGGGCAUCCUGUGAAUGACUCCUCUGGUCCUCGUUGUUCAUCUGACUGCACUUCUCCUGAUGGUUACCACAGUGGCAUCAAAGAAAAUCAUGGAUUUGGUGCAUAAAGCACUGUGUGAAUUUGUUGUGCUCCUUGAACUGGAAAGUCUUGGUCCAUACUAAAUACACCAGAUAGAACAGUGUGGCAAGUGUGUGCCUUUUGAUUUUGCUCCAGCUGCAAAAAGAGUCAGCAGAAGAACCAAGAAUAUGAAAUCAAAUGCUUCAUCUUUCAUUCCUAUUGCUUUGUCUUGGUGAUAACUCCUCUCUAAACACGGCCUGGUGAUGUGGUGUUGCCAGUGACUUAAUGAGAAGCUGGAUCUGUUGCCAUCUAAUGGUCACACUAGAAAAACUGAGAGUUUAAUUCUCAGAGUAGCAUAUUGCUUGCAAUACAACGUAAGAUUCUGUGUUUGUGUAUCCCUGUGUACCUUAUCAGGGAGGAAGACUGCUUUGCCCUGAUGGUUAAGGUAGUGAGCUGGAGAGAUAACACUAAUUUACAGUCUGAAGCUUCUGAUAUAACAAGUCACCUAAUGACUUUGUAAUCCUGUUCUGCAUCCAUAAAAUUAAGAUGAUUCAUA
Messenger RNA from Pipra filicauda (Wire-tailed manakin), 4803 nucleotides. RefSeq names its product derlin 1 (gene DERL1). NCBI's taxonomy places the organism in Eukaryota, Metazoa, Chordata, Aves, Passeriformes, Pipridae. The transcript is spliced from 8 exons. Gene Ontology annotation, cellular component: endoplasmic reticulum membrane; Hrd1p ubiquitin ligase ERAD-L complex. Bases 418 to 1173 code for a protein of 251 amino acids. The record is from RefSeq and is a predicted model, not a curated record. Gene Ontology annotation, biological process: endoplasmic reticulum unfolded protein response. Gene Ontology annotation, molecular function: misfolded protein binding; ubiquitin-specific protease binding.